UAAAGAGGGGAAGUAUACGUCAAUGCACUUGUCCGGUUGAAAGCCGGGUUUCACAAAAGAGAAUGUGAUUGGUGAGAACAAUCGGGCACGGAAGAAAUAUUGUUGAGUGUUACAACACGUUUUGUUCAGAAUAAAUGUAUUAGCCUUUAAAUUGAAGUGCGGAUAUUUUCAAGAAACUAUGUCAAACCGAAGCCCCAACAAUGUGGAUAGUGGGUGUUACUGUGGCGAUGUUUGCUGCAGUUGCAGCUUACCCAGUGUUUGACUUCCAAGUGUUGCCAUCAUCUGUUAUGAGUAUUUCGUGUAUAUUCAAUACAUCUUCAGUACUGAAUACCAAGUUUUUAAGAGGAACAAAAACACAAUUCAAUUCAGUUGUAGAAUUAGUACAGAAUACGUGUGGUGUAAAUACUGCUUUUAACGCGUCUGACGUGCAAUGCGAAUGCUCGGAAUAUCGUGUGACGUGCAAUAUAUCAAAUUUUGAGAUGUCAGAAGACAUUGCCAAAUGGAUGUGUGAUAUAGUUAUAAACAACAUACGUGUUACCAGUAAAAUUGUCACCGUAACUGUACAUGGCGGAGCAGUUGCGCAAGAACAAAGCCCUAGUGAACAGACGACACGGUUGAGUACAUCAGAAAGAAUCAAAACAUCAGCCGUGUAUACCAAGGAACAAGCUCUUCCGAUUCGAACACCGACGGAUGUCCAUUCUACGGAAACCACAAAUUUGACUACUUAUUAUGACAUGAAUACCCAGACUUUUGAGACUACUGAUAAUGGAGUCAACGUAAAUGUUACAGUGAUAGUUUUUUCCACUGCCGGACCAUUCAUCCUUUUUGACAUUGUACUAGUCGUUUAUCUGCAUCGAAAAAAACAUAGAUUCUGUCCAAAACGCUCUCCAGCUGUUGCGGGACGAUCUGUUUGUAUUGAGAGUGGGGGUGGACCAGUUGGCUUUACUUAUCCGAUCAAUUGUGUUGCAUUGUCCGGUGAAGUCAACAACACCAAAACAGCGCACAAUUCACGCACACCAAGUGGACAUAAGAAAAGAAUGCAAGGCCAAUUUCACUAUGACGAUGAUUCGGUGUAUAGCUUCGCAAAAGACACCGAGGUUCGAUUACCGGAUGAUGCUGCGUUCGGCUUUCGAAAACACAACCAAGAACUGAGCUCCGAUGCACGUGGAGAUGCAGUUAAUCCGACUGUGCGCUUUACUUCACUGCUAUAUGCAAAUGGGAGCAAUGAAGAACAAUUCUGCAACAAACAUAGCUCGAACGAAAUACACUACAGCACUGUAAAAGAUGAUGACUCACACAACGUUUUAGGUGACCUAGAUGACCCACUGUACUCAUAUGUAUGCAAAGAAGAUCAGCUUUCCUCAGCGGUAAAAAAGAAAAUUAAGACAUAUGACCGUUUCAACCUUGUUGUUCACUCACCCGUUAAGAAACUCGAAUGUUCCGUAACUGAUUACACACAUCCUUCAAAUAACCUUGAUGAAAACGGAUUAUCCCAAUAUCCAACUGUGGGCAUCGAAGACGAGGAAAAUGUGCUGUAUUCCACUGUACAAAUGGAUGGCACCUUUCACAAACGCUUUGCAUACACAAAAGAUGAUACAUUUGUCGCUGACGGAUACGUUUGUGACUCUGUGAAACGGAAUGAACCACAAGAUUCAUGUGCUAAGAAUGAUUCCCCAAUAUAUUCAAUCGCCAACAAUUAGAGAUGGAGAAUCAAAUGACAGGAAUAAGUAGGAAGAAAAUAGUCGUCAAACCUUAUGAAAAUCGUGCAGGUGGAGAAGUCGUCCGUCGGUUACACAAUCAGAGUAAAACUAAUGCGAACCCAAUCAUGCAUUCAGUGAUUUAAAAAAUAGAUAACUCAAACUGUGAACUUGAUAACUAUCAAAAUAUUGUAUUCGCUUGCUUCAUUCGACAUGUUAUUGUUAGAAAACACUUAACCUACGUAAGAAAAUGUUAGGAACUCACAGGUUUUGACAUUAUUAAUACUUUAAAUCAGUUGAACGAAUGUCCCCUUACAUCUUACAUGUAUUACAUAAACGUGUAAAAAAGCACUGAUAACUUGCCUUAACAUUGAGCUAUAACUUAGCAUUAUAUAUUGGCUUGUGAUGGACGAUGUUUGGUGCACACUGCACAUUAAUUGCUAAACAUGACGGUCAUGUGAGAUAUCAUUUUAAGCGAUGUUCAAUUUUCUUUCGAAAGUGUUCACUAUGCAUAAACGUAACGUAUAUUGCAGAUUAUGUGUCUGAAUAGAUGCUAAAAAAAUUUAAUGUUGUUUUAUUAUCGAAUGUUACCAACGAUAAAUGUAUAUUACACAA
Messenger RNA from Dreissena polymorpha, 2312 nucleotides. RefSeq lists its product as uncharacterized. Lineage: Eukaryota; Metazoa; Mollusca; Bivalvia; Myida; Dreissenidae. The record is from RefSeq and is a predicted model, not a curated record. The transcript has 11 exons. Bases 201 to 1700 code for a protein of 499 amino acids.